AAUAUCCUCUGUAUCCUCUGUAUAAUUUUUGUUUCUCAAUUAUUUCAGAUUAUCAAAAACAGCAAAGGAUUGUUCUCAUCAGAUACAUCAUCAAUAUUGAUCAUAUCCUAAAGACUAAAGGAAAGUGUUAUAAAGAACAAAUAUAAUUCUAUUUAUAUAAAUGUUUGGGGAACUACAGAGAAAUAUUUCUUCAGAACUAAGAAUGAAUAUCAAUGUUUGUCUUGUUCACUGUCUGAAAACUUUACAAAAUCACUUUGCAUUUUAAUUGAAUCUGGAUUGCAAAGGAGUUUGCAGAAACUUCAGAUAAUCACCAAAAUUCACAGCUGAUGGAAAUAUAGCAGCACUAAUAUUUGUUCAGAGUAAGAUAUUAGAACAAAAACUAAAUCGUCUGUAUAUUGUAGUAAGGAAAGAAAAAUUAUGGAAUGUGAGUUAAAUGAGAUCAAGGUUGAAUGUGAAACGGAGACUAAAAAGAUUGAGUUACCUGAUGAUAUAAAUUCUGAGGAAGGAAAACCAUCAUACCAUUGUGAUAUCUGUGGUAAAUCAUUUUCUAAAAGGAGCAGCCUAACCAAACACAAAAAUAUCCAUACAGGGGAGAAACGAUAUCACUGUAAUAUCUGUGGUAAAUCGUUCUCUCAGAGUAGCAGUGUAACUAAACAUAAGUUUAUUCACACAGGAGAGAAACCAUAUCAUUGUGAUGUCUGUGAUAAAUCGUUCUCUCGAAAUGGUGCCUUAUCUAGGCACAAACGUACUCAUACAGGAGAAAAACCAUAUCACUGUGAUGUCUGUGGUCAGUCUUUUUCUCAGAGCGAUCACUUAACUAGCCACAUACGCAUUCAUACAGGGGAAAAGCCAUAUGUCUGUGAUUUCUGUGGUAAAUCAUUCUCAGAGAAAAGCACCUUAACUAAACAUAAACGUAUUCACUCUGUAGAAAAACCAUAUCACUGUGAUAUCUGCGAUAAAUCUUUCUCUGAUGAAAGCCGCUUCACCAAACACAUGCAUAUUCAUACAGGAGAGAGACAACAUCACUGCGAUACCUGUGGUAAAUCAUUCACUCAAAGAAGUGACUUAAAUAGACACAAAUACAUUCAUGCUGAAGAGAAGCCGUUUCACUGUGACAUCUGCGGGAAGGCUUUCUGCCAUAAUGGCAAUUUAAAUAAACACAAAUAUAUUCAUACUGGAGAGAAACCAUAUCACUGUGAUAUUUGUGGUAAAUCAUUCUGUGACACUACAAUCUUGACUCGACACAAACGCAUUCAUACAGGAGAGAAACCAUAUCACUGUGAUACCUGCGGUAAAUCAUUCUCUGAUGGUACAGUCUUGGAUAGACACAAGACCAUUCAUACAGGCGAGAAACCAUAUCACUGUGCUAUCUGUGGUAAGUCAUUCACUCUGAAUGGCAACUUAACUAAACACAAACGUAUCCAUUCAGAAGAAAAAUCAUAUCGCUGUGAUAUUUGUGGCAAAUCAUUCCUUCGAAAGGAUCAUUUAACUUCCCACAUACGCAUUCACACAGGUGAGAAACCAUUUCAUUGUGACAUCUGUGAUAAAUCAUUCUCUCAUAAAGGUAGCCUAACUAUUCACACAAACACCCAUCGCGGAGAGAAACAUCUGUGUGAUGUCUGUGGUAAACCACUGUCGCAUGCUGGUUACUUAACUCAACACAAGCAUAUUCAUGCGGUUGAGAAACCAUAUCACUGUGAUAUUUGUGGUAAAUCAUUCUCUCAAAGAAGAAGUUUAACUAAACACAAUCGGACUCAUACAGGAUGAAAGCCAUAUCACAGCAAUAUCUAUGGAAGAAUAUAUUUACUUGAAGAAGUUUAACUAAACACAAUCACAGUCAGGCAGGAUGAAGGUAGGAUAUAUUCACUCAAAGAAGAAGCGUAACAUACAGGAAAGAAACAUUACCUAUGUUAUGUGUGUGGUAAAUUAUUUCUCUGACACUGAAUGCGGUUGAGAAACCAUAUCACUGUGAUAUUUGUGGUAAAUCAUUCUCUCAAAGAAGAAGUUUAACUAAACAUAAUCGGACUCAUACAGGAUGAAAGCCAUCAUCAUUUAUCAUUUAGCGUCCGCUUUCCAUGAUAGCAUGAGUUGGACGGUUCAACUGGGGUCUGGGAAGCCUGAAGGCUGCACCAGGCCCAGUCUGAUCUGGCAAUGUUUCUACGGCUGGAUG
This is a messenger RNA of Octopus sinensis (East Asian common octopus), 2170 nucleotides long. RefSeq names its product zinc finger protein 135-like. Gene Ontology annotation, cellular component: nucleus. The transcript has 2 exons. The record is from RefSeq and is a predicted model, not a curated record. Bases 418 to 1767 code for a protein of 449 amino acids. Lineage: Eukaryota; Metazoa; Mollusca; Cephalopoda; Octopoda; Octopodidae.